AUGGCGAAGUGGGAGGUGAAGGAGGGAAAUAUGGGGAGCGAUGAGGAAGAGUUGGUGGGCGAUGGAACAGAGGAGGAAUUAGAGGAGCGAGAGGAGGAAGAGGAGGAAGGAGAGGAAGAGGAGGAAGGGGAUGAAGGGAAGGAGGAGGAAGGGGAGGAAGGGGAGGGUAACGAGGAGGGGGAGGAAGGAGAGGAGGGUGAGGAAAAUGAGGGGGGAGAUGCAGCGGGUGCGCGUGGGUUGGAUCGGCUACGAACGAACGAAGGCGCCACCGAAGGGCGGAGUGAUUAUAGCGAGAGUGAUAGCGAUGAGGGCGACGCGGAUCGAAGCGGAAGUGACGGGGACGGCGGAACGAUGGGCGCAGAGAAUGGGCUUGGGAACGGGCGGAAGCGGCGGAAAGGGGAUGGAGAGGGGGGGGAAGAGCAGGGAGAGGGCGGGAAGAGAAAGCAGGCGAAAUUGGCGAAAGGGAAGAAGCGACACAAAACUGGCGUGUGUUACCUUUCGAGAAUACCCCCUCGCAUGAAACCCUUGAAGCUGCGUCACUUGCUGUCGCCGUACGCGGAAAUCCUUCGGAUAUACCUCGCACCUGAAGACCCAGCAGCUCGCCAGCGCCGGCGGGCAGCGGGGGGCAGCCGAAACAAAAACUUCACAGAAGGGUGGGUGGAGUUCGCACGGAAGAGGGACGCCAAGCGAGUGGCGGUGCUGCUCAACGGCCAGCCCAUGGGCGGCAAGAAUCGCUCGCACCACCGGUUUGACCUGUGGACGAUUAAGUAUCUCAAGCGCUUCAAGUGGGACAACCUCAGCGAGGAGAUGGCGUACCGCCGGGCGGUGAGGGAGCAGAAGCUGGAGGCGGAGAUGCGGGUGGCGGCCAAGGAGAGGGACGCGUAUGUGACGCGCGUGCAGCACAGCAAGGUGCUGCAGCGCCGCCAGGCCAAGGCAGCCAAGAAGGCCAAGCCAGCAGCAGCAGGGGCGGAGGGAGGGGAGGGGGCAACGCAGCAGCAGGUUCGACAGCCUGUGCGGCACUACAUCCAGCGAGGAGCAAUAGGGGAGGGCCAGGAGCAGGAGGAGGGUAGACUCAUGUCCCGAGGCGUGCUGGGGAAGGUGAGAGGUGUGCUGGGGAAGGUGAGGGAGACUGGAGUGAUGGGAUUGCAAGGGAAUGUGGUGGGGGUGUGA
Closterium sp. NIES-65 is the source of this 1170-nucleotide messenger RNA. The record is from the annotation of a GenBank genome assembly. NCBI's taxonomy places the organism in Eukaryota, Viridiplantae, Streptophyta, Zygnematophyceae, Desmidiales, Closteriaceae.